Messenger RNA from Rhagoletis pomonella (apple maggot), 2295 nucleotides. RefSeq names its product GTP-binding protein Rit2 (gene Ric). Gene Ontology annotation, molecular function: GDP binding; GTP binding; calmodulin binding. Gene Ontology annotation, cellular component: plasma membrane. Gene Ontology annotation, biological process: Ras protein signal transduction. NCBI's taxonomy places the organism in Eukaryota, Metazoa, Arthropoda, Insecta, Diptera, Tephritidae. The record is from RefSeq and is a predicted model, not a curated record.
AUGUUCAUUAAAAAGUAAAUGGCACGUAUCUAUCGAAUUAGCUUCAUUGAGGUUGGAACUCCAUACAUUGAAUCUCAGAGACAUUAAGUGAUAAACACGAUGGUGAUGUUUUACUGUUAAGGGAGUCCAUAUAUGCACAUACAUACCUAAUCAAAGUAUUAAGUUUACCGAGCAAUGCCAGAGAAACGGAACACGCCGCAUGAACUGCGUGUCUAUAAGAUUGUAAUACUGGGCGAUGGUGGCGUUGGCAAAUCAGCUGUAACUCUGCAAUUCGUUAGCCAUAGUUUUACGGAUUACCAUGACCCUACUAUCGAAGACUCCUAUCAACAACAAGCCGUUAUCGAUGGAGAAGCAGCACUGCUGGACAUACUCGACACUGCUGGUCAGGUUGAGUUCACGGCCAUGCGUGACCAAUAUAUGCGAUGUGGUGAAGGUUUCAUAAUAUGUUACUCAGUAACAGACAGGCACAGCUUUCAAGAGGCAUCAGAAUAUCGUAAACUAAUUCAACGUGUGAGACUCUCUGAGGACAUACCGCUAGUACUGAUAGCAAACAAGAUUGACUUAGUGUUAGCAAGAAAAGUAACAACUGAAGAAGGAAAAAACUUGGCAAAUCAGUUUGGCUGCCCGUUUUUUGAAACGUCUGCAUGUGAGAGGCUUUGCAUUGAUGAACCUUUCUACACCCUUGUUCGGGAAAUACGUCGAAAAGAGGCUCAAGGUAGCGGUACAAGUUCAGAAAAGUUACAUUCUCGUCGAAGGAGCCGUUGGUGGAGAAUUCGCUCAAUUUUUGCUUUGGUCUUUCGGCGGCGCAGAAAUCUAAACUAAUAACACGAAAAACACAUUUGCACAACCGAAGGCAAUUCCGUAUAAACACAACUUCAAUAUAUGUACAUACAUACAUAAAUCCUAUUGAAAGCAAUUUGUAUACAAAGUAUGGAUGUGCCCAAGAAAUUAAAAGAACCUGACCGAAAACGUCACGAUCCUUAUACAAGCAACCUCCUACUACAUUGUUAGUGUGGUCUAACAUAACCAAAAACAGCAAACAAAAAGUUUCUGUCUCCAAAGUGCAUCAGUUUCUAGUUCCUCAUCCUUUUCGUUUUAUAUCGGGUUAAGUAUAGUCCUUAUGUAAAAACAGUUGUUUAAGUUAUUGUUAUAUUGUUUUCGAUAUUUAUAAAAAUGCAGGAAUGGUGUGACAUCAAAUUGCCGCGUUACAUGCCAUUUUUGCUUUCACUUAUGUUAUAUAUGUACAUACAUACGUAUUCACAUACACACAAUUGGUUGAACCGGCAAUGUUAUUUAGUUAAUUAUAUUUUAUCAAACACAUUUUAAAUAAUUUCAACAUUGAACAAAUUACGACAAGCACAAGUGCUCAUGUAACCUAUGACAUAAAUCUAUUAAAAUCUAAGCAAUAAGUUAUUUAUUCAUUUAUAGGAAUGCAUAUGAAUAUCUAUAGGUAUAAAAAUAUAACAUGAUGAAUUGAAUAUGACAGAUGGUGACAAUUGAAACAAAAAAAUACAGGUAAAUUAUAUAUUGAACACAACGUCGUCGGGCCCUCCUACACCAAAGCAUAUUGAAUCACUAAAUAGUAAAUUAAUAAUAAAUUUAGGUCUAUAUAUUGUAUAUUAUUAAUUGAUAAAAUUUAAACUGAACUAUAAAUAUUCUGGAAUGAUAAAAAUCUGUCAUAUUGUUUCUGGUUCCGAAUGUGUUUAAAAAUGUCAUCAAUCUGCGAAAGCUCUACUGAAAGACAAUACCCUUUGAUUGUUAUAGAUUUGUUAUGAACUUGAAAAAAAAAAAUACUCUAAGCAAUGUUCCUCUAUGCUCAGCGGACGAAAAUAUGUAUGUUACUGUAUUGCCUUGGAAAGCUUUAAUUUCAAUUUUUUAUGCUUAUCCUUAAUCAGUAAAGGAUUAAUUUUUACUUAUUUGUUUUGUAAUAGUUAUCUAAUAUAUCCGUAAAUAUAUUAAAUGUAAAUUGUAUCGUACCUGGGUGCAUAAUAUUGCCCAUGCAACUACAUACAAUAUAUUACAACACUCGGGCAUUAUGUUUCAAUUAAAAACUGUUACUAAAAAUAAGUACAUUACAGCAAUACAGCUAAUGAAAUCAAAACAGGAACAAUUCAACUAAGUUCCUUUUUUAUUUGUUAUUGUUGUGUGAACUAAAGUGCAAAUAUUUAUUUUAUUAAUCAUACUGUAGCAUGAUUAUUUUAUUUUAAAAUCUUGUGUGUAACUCGUUAUUUACUUACAUGUGUAAAUUGGAGGAAUAGGAGGUCCUGUUUUAAAUGAAUGAUAUAUUAAUUUAUU